UACAGUACUCUCAGCUGGAAAAUCCCGUCGCAAUCAUCUCAGCACUGUCACGCUGAAUGUGUAUAGAGAGGAGUUUAUCAUAGACGUUUAUUUCCACCAUGCAGUGAAACUAUGUUUAGUUAACAGUUAAUCUAAUCCAUUUACUAUUUACUAUAGACUGUAGGCCUCCUGGCAGCCCUGAACUCAGCACACCAACAAACUGUGACAACCAGCCAUCAUGUCACGAGACUUGGUCGGGUUCCUGCGAGGGGUGGAAAAGAUCGGUCAGGCAAUGUCUGCUACUCAGCGGUCCAAGUGGCAACAAGUGUGGUACAAUUCCACCUUCAAAUCUGCAGCUGGUCAAAUGGUCAAUAAAGUGGAGGACCAAGUAAGUGAGGUCAUCACCAGGCCAGGGUGACAUCAAGAAUUCAAUGCGGGACAAGGUAGGACUUAUGGCGAGUCAGGUGUCAAUUUUGGUGGACACUGUCCGAAGUCAGAGCCAGAUUCCACCGUCAGAACAACCUGUACCCUUUUGACCCAGAGGUUCUUGUUGAAAACGAGACCAUUGGAUUUGAUGAGAGUGUUACAUCCCAGCUAGAAGAAGAGAUGGCUAGUCAUGGUCUGAAGCUUGGAGAUACCACUGUGAAUGAACAAUCUGCUGCCAUGGAAACUGACACAUCUCCAAUUCAAAACCUUGAGCAUAAUUUUGUUGACACACCAUCUAGACCAGUUCAGAAAAUUAUUGAAGACAUUGUUACUUCAAAAACAGAUAAAAGCUCCCACAUAGACUCAACUCAAAAUAUAAUGAGUAGUACUACAGCGAGCUUUGACACAAGUUCGACUAAACAAAACGUGACUCCACCUCCAUCUACAUCAACUCUGGAGCAACCCAUUAGCAAGCCUACACCCAUCCAGAAAACAUCCACUCCAAAGAAACCUGUGACCAAGGCACCUGAACAAAAGCUGCGACCCUCAGCCAGAGAGAGAAAAGUUCCAGCUAACAUGGUCAGCAGAUUGUCCAGCUAUGGAGGGCUGGCAGUGGGACUAUUGGCUGGUACAAUAGGAGAAGUGGGCAAGAGGAAACUGGGUCUGUCCAAACCUGAUGAUUCCAACACUACUGGUAUUUUCAUCAAUGAAGCCAAUGCUGAGAGGGUUGUCAAUACACUGUGUAGGGCGAGGGGAGCUGCUCUCAAACUCGGACAGAUGAUCAGUGUACAAGAUUCUGCUGUUGUUCCUCCGGAGAUACAGAAGAUAUUUGACCGCGUCAGACAAGGGGCGGACAUUAUGCCCACAGCACAGAUGAUGAAAGCAGUCACUAAGAGCUUUGGUCAAGACUGGCAAGAUCUAGUUGACCUUGAGGAGAAGCCAUUUGCGUCUGCUUCCAUAGGACAGGUACACCGUGGUGUGAUGAAGGACAACAGGAAGGUGGCCAUGAAAGUUCAGUUCCCAGGAGUUGCCCAGUGUAUAGACAGUGAUAUCCGUUCCCUAAUGGGCGUUCUGAACAUGUUCAACAUCAUACCCAAAGGUGUAUAUAUAGACAGUGUGAUUGAAGUUGCAAGGACCGAGUUGAAAUGGGAGGUGGAUUAUCUCAGGGAGGCGAGGUGUGCUCGCAGAUUUAGAGAGCUGGUGAGGAACGAGCCACAGUUUCUUGUCCCUGCAGUUAUUGAUGAAUUAAGUACAGGGGAGGUAAUAACAACAGAAUAUAUGGAAGGGAUUCCACUGGACCAGUGUGAAGACCUGUCACAGGAAAUCCGGGACAAGAUUGGUUCAGAUAUAUUAAAGCUUUGUCUGAAGGAACUGUACGUCUAUCGGUUCAUGCAGACGGAUCCAAAUUGGUCCAACUUUAUGUAUCAGCCGGAUACUGGCAAGAUUGUGCUGCUGGACUUCGGUGCGACUCGUGAGUUUGAUAAAAAAUUUGUUGACGGUUACAUCAAGAUAAUUCGAUCUGCUGCGGACCAGGAUCUGAAGGGUAUUCUCAAACACUCAUUGGACGUCGGCUUCCUGACAGGCCACGAAAGUAAAAGCAUGGAAGAGGCCCACGUCAAUGCUGUUCGCAUUCUGGGAGAAGCAUUGUCUUCCUAUGAACCAUUUGACUUUGGAGCUCAGAAUAUGACAAAGAGAAUAACGGAGAUUAUUCCAGUAAUGGCUGACCAGAGACUUUGUCCUCCGCCGACAGAGACCUAUUCAUUACACCGGAAAAUGUCGGGAGCUUUCCUCUUAUGUGUUAAACUCGGCAGUAAGGUGCAGUGUAAAGACCUCUUUGAAGAAAUUUGGACAAAUUAUCAGUUCGGAGAUUUGGAAACAGAAGUGUGAUAUGGUUAAGAAAGUCCAGUGUAACAAUCAUUAAAAUGAGUUUUGUAUGUGUCGUA
Messenger RNA from Pecten maximus, 2348 nucleotides. Its product is annotated as atypical kinase COQ8A, mitochondrial-like. The record is from RefSeq and is a predicted model, not a curated record. The transcript has 14 exons. Gene Ontology annotation, biological process: ubiquinone biosynthetic process. Gene Ontology annotation, cellular component: extrinsic component of mitochondrial inner membrane. Bases 586 to 2292 code for a protein of 568 amino acids. Gene Ontology annotation, molecular function: kinase activity. Lineage: Eukaryota; Metazoa; Mollusca; Bivalvia; Pectinida; Pectinidae.